Molecule: messenger RNA, 582 nt
Organism: Phytophthora nicotianae INRA-310
Lineage: Eukaryota; Oomycota; Peronosporomycetes; Peronosporales; Peronosporaceae
Exons: 1
Coding region: 1-582 (193 amino acids)
Source: RefSeq, a predicted model, not a curated record
AUGCGCUUCGGCGUCUUCGGUGCUCUGCUCGUGGCCACCUUGGUCUCGUGUUGCUGCAGCGUUGCCAAUGCCGGGAAAGUUUCCGCCUUCUCCAGCAAGGACAAUCAUGACCGCCGUCUUCAAGCUAAAAACAUUGCGGAAAGUGCUACUCGCUUUUUCUCGGGACAAGCUGAUGACAAAUUGCUGAAAUAUGCCUUGAAGUUGUCCAACGCUGCUAAUGGAGACGAAGCUGCAAUCAAGAAAGCUAAUGAUCUCGCAGCUCUAGCGAAGGUCACUGCGAAAGCCACUGAUGAUGAAGUUGUCUGGGCAACCAAAUUCGUAAAGGAAGUCAAGGGAGACGAGGCUAAUACCAUGAGAUAUAUCCUUGGUUUGGCCCAGAAGGAAGGCAAGGUUCCCAAAGAAGCUACGGCAAAGAUUGCGGAGACUGUGAAGAAGGACCCUAAGUCUUGGCCUCGACUCAAAUUGUUUGCCAAGAUUACCCUGGGUGCUACUGUGGGUGCUUUCGCAAUGUACGGUGCUUACGAGGCAUUGUUUGGUAAAAAAUCACAAACCGGUGCGGCCACUACGACGACGACUGGUUAG